This is a messenger RNA of Alosa sapidissima (American shad), 2932 nucleotides long. It is a transcript of the gene lyve1b, whose product is annotated as lymphatic vessel endothelial hyaluronic receptor 1b. Gene Ontology annotation, cellular component: plasma membrane. NCBI's taxonomy places the organism in Eukaryota, Metazoa, Chordata, Actinopteri, Clupeiformes, Clupeidae. The record is from RefSeq and is a predicted model, not a curated record. The transcript is spliced from 7 exons. Gene Ontology annotation, molecular function: hyaluronic acid binding; transmembrane signaling receptor activity. Bases 1263 to 2360 code for a protein of 365 amino acids. Gene Ontology annotation, biological process: cell adhesion.
CUGGGGUAAACUCCAGCCUUUCUGUGAGGAAACUCUGGGCACUCAGUUAAGGUCAUCUCAUUGAAUAACACAGCUAUCUCUGGCCCAAGGGUGAUGAUAACACAGCUAUCUCUGGCCCAAGGAUGAUCAUAAUAUGUGUUUUUUCCUCAAUCAACUCACCAGGACAGUGAUGGAGUUUGGCUGGGUGGGGGGUGAAAUGGAGUGUGUCCAAUUAGGCCCAGCCAGUGGCCUACAACCGAAGAAGCACCAGAUCCUUUUUUUCUGCGCAGAAACUCAAGCCAAGCAGGCAGGGAUGCAUUAUUCAGGCUCAGCCGCUGAAAUAGGACAAGUUCCACAUGCGUGACUCGGAUAGAAAGAAUUGUUUUCACCUGCUUAGCAGCGAUUUGGUUCAGCAUACACCGACUAUUGCCUUUCCCACAACAACUGUUUUGUGUCUGUAAUUAGUCCUGUGAAGUUGUGAUUGCAAAGCAUAUUACAUACCACGGUGGCAAUUUGUUAUAGCCAGAGAUAUGGGGUAAAAUACCAUUGUCUACUGACACAGCCAGAUUUGUAUUGUUUCGUCCCAGGAAGCUCUUUUCCAUUCUUCUCCACUCAUCAGUUUAUUAUCAGAGCUAACUCUGUGAGGAAGUAUGGCAGCUUGUGAUUUCCAGGAAAUGGAGCGGUAUGGAGACCAUACUGUCAUCUCAGGACAAGAUGUACUGUUUAUGUUCUCUGUGCACAAGAUUCAGCAGUGCGGAGCAGUCAGGGGGUUUGUUUAGGGAGCCUGCAGUCUCAUUGUUUCCUUGGAUCCACCAAUAGACAACCAUGAUGAAACUCACUAGUAGAUGCUGAACAUAAACCGCAAGCCAAAUUAAAUGGUAUUAAGUGCAAACCUAAAGAGAAUCCUUUAAGAAACAGAGUGACCACUACCCUACAGCUGUAAGAGUAUUUUUCAUGAACAUGCAAGGGGCUGUUCAGACAGUCAUGGUCCGUCAUGUUUUCUCUGACGUGACCUGUAUGCCAGCUCCUUGGGGAAGGCUUGUGUGAGAAUAUGACUCUGUACAUGGAUUCUUGUAUUUAUGGCCCUUUCCUACCUGACACAAUGCUGUGGAACAAGAGGAGCAGGAAGACUAGUCAAGGGCCCAAAUCUCAUAUCAACGUCAGUGGAAGAACUCAUUAGGCAGGAACGGGGCUAUUGUGUCAUCAGUUGAGGGCCACUUCUUUAACGGGCUGCAUAUGCAAAAGGUCGUCCGUCUCCCUAACACACCUGACAGGACAACAGAAUGAAUUCUCUGAAUGAUCUGAGGGACAGCAUGGUCAGACGUUGGGCUACUUCAUGCCUCCUGCUGCUUUCCGGAGCUUUCUGUGCAUUUGCACUGGAUGUUACACAACUUCAAGUGACCAGCAAGAUUAUCUCAGAAGUCUUCAUGGUCACACAGAAUAAUAAGUACAGCUUCACUGCCUCUGUGGCCAUUGAAGUGUGUGAGGCUCUACACGCAAACAUCGCAACCAAGGCUCAGGUGGAGACGGCGCUCCAGAAUGGCUUGGAGAUGUGCAGAUUUGGCUGGGUGGAGGAGAAGAUUGCAGUUGCCCCACGUAUUCAGGCCAACCCAAGGUGUGGCCAGAGUAAAACUGGACUCGUCCCUUGGAGAGCCCCUGAAAGCCAACUUUUUGAUGUGUUUUGCUUCAAAGAUACAGGCACAGUGACAACCCAGAGAGCCAUGGCAACUAGAAGUGUGACCACGAAGAAACAGGAAGGAAGCACUUCCCCUCGACACCCUGUGACACUUCCACCCCUUAUCACCUCUGUUCUGACCAGGAGGGUCCCCCUCCCCACCUCCACCAUCUCACCUCAUGCUAUCUCUCCCUCCAUCCCUCCCCCACCCUCCAAAAAAGCUGAUACAACGCUCCACAAAACUCCUGUCACCACCACCAGCACCACUACUCGCCGGACAACCACCUCUACUCGUUCCUUCCCAGCCUCCUCUACCACCACCUCCACCUCCACCACCACCUCCUCCUCCACCUCCUCCACCUCCACUCUUUCUCCUCCAGUGCAGACAGCUGGUCUUGCUCCAUUCCAUUUAGAACACUCUGUACAAUCUAACCUAGGAGCAGCACCUGUUGCACUCCUUGUCACACUGGGUCUUCUUUUUGUCCUCUUGGCUGCAACAGCUGUGUAUUACAAAAAAAAAGGAAGGAGUCUCCCGCUCCAGAGGCCGGAGCAGGAGAAAGGAGCUGUUGAAACGGAGAUGUUCAAACACUUCCGUGAGCGGGACCUGAAGCGACACCCCUCAACAGGAGACGGAGAGAGAAGCAGGAAGUGCUCCAGUGACAUCACUCUCCUGAUGGAGCAGGAAGCCAAAGCAGAGAUAGCAUAGGGACACAUAUGGCACCGCGCAUGAGAAUCAUCUCCUCCUAAGUGACUGAGACAACAUACUGGAGAAGAUAUCCUCAACAACACCAGAAAUCUAUGUAAAUAUUUUCCUUUCCUAUGUCCUUUUUUGCUUAACUCUGAAUCCUCUCAUUGUCUUAUGGUCAUGCCAUGAGACCAUUUCAAGUAAAAUGGCAAUCACUAACUCUGCAAUUUUACUAAGUCUGCAAUCAUGCAAACAAAAACAAAGACCAUUUGCAUUACUCUCUCACACCUUUUCAUCAGGUUUUUGCACCUUCACUUCUUAUGCUGUACUGUAUAUACGGUGACUCAACUGCACCUCAUGGAGCCACUGACUUUGAUAUUGUUAUGGUUUGUGUAUUAUUCUCUAUUACAUAACAUUUUGUGACACUUUCUUUUGGCACAACAUCUCUGCCAACUGAACACAACCAGGCAUCUGAGAACCAAUCAUGAUUAUAUGCCAGGGCAACAGCAAACUGCUCAUUCAGAUCCAAGUCAAAGGUCACCAUCUGUAUUCACAAUUUCCCCAUUUAAUAAAAUUGGACUGAAAGACUCAUA